GUAGGUAGCUCAAUACUCUGAAAAUAUUGAAAAGAGAAAAGUGAGAACCAUUACUACAGAGAAAAGAAAGAAAGAGUCGGCUCUAGAGAAAGAGAUUAUAGCAAUGGCUUCUGCGAUGUUGAAGAGAUCAAUGGUAGUUAAUGGAAUUAGGGUUUUAGGUACAAGGGCAUUUGCAUCAUCAUCCGUAACUGUAGGAACUGAUCUGGUUUCAACUAUCUCUGAUGUUUCUCUACAAAAAGCUCGAACUUGGGAUGAAGGUGUUUCAUCUAAGUUCUCUACAACUCCUAUCAAAGACAUCUUCAAGGACAAGAAAGUUGUCAUUUUUGGGCUUCCUGGUGCAUUUACUGGUGUUUGUUCAGCACAACAUGUACCUAGUUACAAGAAGAACAUUGAUAAGUUCAAAGCAAAAGGAAUUGAUUCAGUGAUUUGUGUUUCUGUCAAUGAUCCAUAUGUUAUGAAUGGAUGGGCAGACAAACUUGGUGCCAAAGAUGCUAUUGAAUUCUAUGGCGACUUGGAUGGGAGCUUCCACAAGAGCUUGAACUUGGAGAAAGAUCUAUGUGCUGCUUUGCUUGGUCAUCGUUCCCAGAGAUGGUCAGCAUAUGUCGAAGAUGGAAAAGUCAAGGUUCUGAACGUAGAGGAAGUACCAUCUGACUUCAAGGUAUCUGGUGGAGAAGUAAUAUUAGGUCAGAUCUGAACCCUUUUUUCCACAGUACAUUAGUUUUCUUCUCCGGGGUAAAAGAACCUAAUGUCAAUAAAAAAUAUCUUUAUCUAUGGAGUGUAAAGUUAUGCAGUUGUUUGUUUUGAGUUAUGUCCCAACUCCUGUGACUCCUGCUAUUAUAAACCCUCCAAGGUUUAGAUGUCUUUGAAUAGUACGACUUGAGAAAGCUGAAUUAUAUUUUCUUUGUUGAUAUUUAAAUGCCCUCCUUCUGUGAGUUUAUAUUUUUCUGCCUA
This is a messenger RNA of Papaver somniferum (opium poppy), 951 nucleotides long. RefSeq names its product peroxiredoxin-2F, mitochondrial-like. Gene Ontology annotation, molecular function: thioredoxin peroxidase activity. The record is from RefSeq and is a predicted model, not a curated record. NCBI's taxonomy places the organism in Eukaryota, Viridiplantae, Streptophyta, Magnoliopsida, Ranunculales, Papaveraceae. Gene Ontology annotation, cellular component: cytoplasm; mitochondrion. The transcript has 5 exons. Bases 104 to 694 code for a protein of 196 amino acids. Gene Ontology annotation, biological process: cell redox homeostasis; hydrogen peroxide catabolic process; cellular response to oxidative stress.